Molecule: messenger RNA, 477 nt
Organism: Pochonia chlamydosporia 170
Lineage: Eukaryota; Fungi; Ascomycota; Sordariomycetes; Hypocreales; Clavicipitaceae
Exons: 3
Coding region: 1-477 (158 amino acids)
Source: RefSeq, a predicted model, not a curated record
AUGCCUCUCAGUCCUGAGGUCAUUGUAGCACUGGUUGCAUUGUUUAUUGCCCUGCCGCCGGCCGUCGCCGUCGUGUGGCAGUGCCGCAGAGCAAGACAACAUCGACACAAAGAGGAAGAAGGGUUUCAUCCUCCCUUGCAACAUCACGAGCUUUUGCAAUUGCCACAACUAGACCGUCGGCCGACCACGAGUCCACAACAAGGGCAUGUUCGGGAGGCAUUGUACAUUGUUGCCUAUCAAGCCAGGGAAUAUAACUCGGAUAUUGUAGAUCCCUUCUUCUCCUUCUUUUUGGGCCUGUCGAAUUUCUUUGUUUGGAACAAGCGUCGUGUAUUUGAAAAAGGUUUACAGCGUGCAAGCCAUGAUAUUUUGAGUAAAGAGGAGCUUUACCUACAUGUGUUCAUCCCAUCUCUGAGGCAUCCCCGAGCAUCUCAUUGGUUAGUUAGAAAUACUCUUCGGCGACUGGUCAAUAGAGACUGA